Molecule: messenger RNA, 3108 nt
Organism: Megalops cyprinoides (Indo-Pacific tarpon)
Lineage: Eukaryota; Metazoa; Chordata; Actinopteri; Elopiformes; Megalopidae
Product: NACHT, LRR and PYD domains-containing protein 3-like
Exons: 6
Coding region: 1-3108 (1035 amino acids)
Molecular function (GO): protein binding
Source: RefSeq, a predicted model, not a curated record
AUGGGUGGCACUGCCUCUGAGAUGAGCCUUUCUGAGGAGGGGGAGGAAGGAAGUGACUCUGAAGACAGUGUAUACUGGGAUGCCACAGAUGGGGUUGAUGGGAUUGAAAGCAGUCACUGUAAGGUGCGCGAUGAGGCCGACCACACCCCAGAGUUACAGCUGUCUAAUGACCAAGUCAUGGACAUGUCUCAAGAAAACAUCAUGGACCUUAAAAGUGAGAGUAAUCCACUAGCCAAGACUGGUCCUGAACCCAGAGAGACCAAUCUAUCCAAUCAGGCAACAGCAGCUGGAGACCCUGCCUUGGAAUUGCAUCAUGGGAAUGAGGGUCCUCCACAAACCUUAGGCUUUGGGGUAGGGAUCCAGUCCAAAAUCACAGCCCAGUCUAGCAAUGUGGUGGCACCCCACAUUCAGAGCUGCACCAUCAACCAGCUUACCAUCAGCACACAAAACUUGGCUGUCCAGAAGCCCACUGAAAGCUCGGCUGCUUUGCUGAGGAGCGUCCGAGAAAGCAUAAAAUCAAAGCUGAAGAAGAAGUUUGAAUGCAUAUUUGAGGGAAUAGCUAGGCAGGGUAAACCAACCCUGUUCAUUGAUAUAUACACAGAACUGUACAUAAUAGAGGGUGGAACUGGGAAGAUCAACACGGAGCAUGAAGUGCGGCAGAUCGAGAUUGUAUCCAAGAAAUCAGAUAGCCAAGAGACCAAAAUUACUUGCAUCGACAUUUUCAAACCUUUCGGCAGGAAAAAACAUCCAAUUAGAACCGUACUGACGAAGGGGAUUGCUGGCAUCGGAAAAACUGUCUCCAUUCAAAAAUUCAUUCUCGACUGGGCAGAAGAAAAAGCCAACCCUGACAUUGAGCUGAUUUUCUCUCUUCCCUUCCGUGAGCUGAAUCUGUUGAAGGCGGAAGAAUUCAGCCUGCUUGGACUCCUACAGCACUACCAUCCGGAGCUGAAAGAAGUUGAGGACAUCAACUUGGACUGCAGUAGCAUUGUGUUCAUCUUAGAUGGCUUGGAUGAGUGUCAGCUCCCCCUGGGUUUUGAGAAGAACAUAGCCUGGUUUGAUGUAAGAACGUCAACCACAGUGGACGUGCUCCUGACCAACCUCAUUAUGGGAAAUCUGCUGCCGUCUGCACUAUUGUGGGUGACCACCCGACCAGCAGCAGCAAAACGGAUCCCUGCGAAAUCCAUCCACCAGGUUACAGAGAUACGAGGAUUUAAUGACCAACAGAAGGAAGAGUACUUCCAGAAGAGAUUUAACAAUCCAAAUCUGGCCAGUACAGUUAUUGCACAUGUGAAGUCUUCCAGGAGCCUGUACAUCAUGUGCCACAUUCCAGUGUUCUGUUGGAUUUCUGCAACGGUUCUGGAGCACUUGUUGGGUGAGGCCGACUGUGAAGAGAUCCCCAAAACACUGACGCAAAUGUACACUCAUUUUUUGCUCAUUCUCAUAAACAUCAACAAACAGAAGUACACUGAGACCGAAGAAACAGCAGUAAAAACGCUAACGCCGUCUGACAAAGAAAUUGUUCUGAAGCUCGGGGAGCUUGCGUUCGAAGGGCUGGAAAAAGGAAAAUUGAUAUUUUACGAAGAGGACUUGAGAGAGUGUGACAUUGAUGUCAGUGAAGCUUCAGUGUACUCUGGGGUUUUUACUGAAAUCUUUAAAGAGGAGUAUGGGCUAUAUCAACAGAAAAUGUUCUGCUUUGUGCAUCUGAGCAUUCAAGAGUAUCUAGCUGCUUUGUUCCUCUUUAAUAGGUUUACACAACGGGAGCAUCCUGAAGAGAAAGAGACUGAGGAGGUGGAAAGUCUUUACUUCUCAGAAGAAAAAGAUUCAUUGGACGUGCUGAUGCUUCAGCAUUACAAGGAAUUUGUGGAUGAGGCCUUGAAAAGUGAGAAUGGGCAUCUGGAUCUUUGCCUCCGUUUCCUUUUUGGCCUCUUACUGGACACCAGUCAGUGUCUCUUGCAGGGUUUCCUGACACACACAGGAAGCAAGUUCAAUAUCAUGGUGAAAAUGGUGAAGCACAUUAAGAGGAAAAUCAGGAAGAAGAUGUCAGCAGAGAGGUCCAUCAAUCUCUUUCACUGUCUGAAUGAACUGAAUGAUAACUCCCUAACAGAGGAAAUCCAGUUUUCCCUGUCGUCUGGAAAUCUAUCAGAUGAAAAGCUGGCUCCAGAUCAGUGCUCAGCAUUAGCCUAUUUGGUGUUGAUGUCGGAGGAUGUACUUGAGGUCUUUGAUUUGAAGAAAUACAAAACAAAUGAAGAAGGACAUAAGCGGCUGCUACCUAUAGUCAAGAGCUGUACGAGGGCCAUACUACACAACUCCAACCUGACAGCGAAGCACUGCCGAACCCUGGUUUCUGCGCUCAGGAUGGCGAACUCGCACUUGAGAGAGCUGGAUCUCAGCAGGAACUGCUUAAGGUACAAGGGACUGCUGCAUCUCUGUGUUGGGCUUAGGAGCCGAUGCUGCAGGUUGCAGAUUCUGAAUCUCAGUGACAACGGCCUGAAGGACUCAAGCGCGAGCGAUCUCUGCAUGAUGCUGAGGAAUCCCCACAGUGAGCUACGGGUUUUAGAUCUAAGCAACAAUGAUCUCGGGGAGGACGCUAUAAAGCCCCUGUCAAUCGUACUGAAGAGUCCAUACUGCAAAUUGCAUAGUCUGAUUCUCGGCAAUAACAAGCUUGAAGAUUCAGCCAUGAAGUAUCUGUGCAUUGGACUGACAAGCCCAGACUGUAAGUUGGAGGUGUUAGACCUUGGGAGGAACAAAGUAGGGGAAGAAGGGCUGAAGAUGCUCUGCUCUGGAUUGAAUAGCCGACACUGUAAGCUGCGCACCCUGGAUCUCCACUGCAAUAACCUAGGGGAUGAAGGAGUGAAACUGCUAUGUGCUGAACUGAUGAGUCCCAGCUGCAAGCUUCAGAAGCUGGGGUUAAGAGAGUGCAGUCUUACAGCUCUGUGCUGUGCAGACCUGGCCACUGUCCUGCGCUCACAUCAUUCAGAGCUCGGAGAUCUCGAACUGAGGGACAAUGACCUGGAGGAUGAGGGAGUGAGAGAGCUCUCGGCUGGAGUGCAGGACCCAAGCUGCAAACUACAAAGAUUGGGGUUUGUGGCAACUAAAAAGUCUUGCUAA